This is a messenger RNA of Seminavis robusta, 2587 nucleotides long. The record is from the annotation of a GenBank genome assembly. Lineage: Eukaryota; Bacillariophyta; Bacillariophyceae; Naviculales; Naviculaceae.
AUCUGAGCCAUGGCGCGGCGUCUUCGAAGAGACGAGCAUGCAAGGUGACAAACCCAGUAUCAUUCCGCUCUGCUGGGUUUAAUGGCAACCAGAUCGAAGCACCACCCACGUCAUUGGCACCAAUGAGAGCUCACCCGUCAGUCCGAGUACUGUACAAGAUACAGCUGUACCGGUGGCUUGGAUAGCUGCAGAUCUCCAAAAGCCGAAGAAUUGACGCCGAAGACGCAUAUUCUUCUGCAAGGGAGGUCUCUGAUGGUCAGGAAAGGUUCUUGCAUCUCGUCCCUGCCUGAAGAGUGCUUGCAAGCUGAGAAAGCUAAAUAGAGAAUUGAAAGGAAGUGAUUGCAAGUCCGACUUCAGAGAAAGCUGUCAGAUUCCGGAACGGCUAUUCACAGAAUCAUGAAGAAGUGGUCAUCGUCAACCUCAUUGUGCCUGUGUUUGUCGACAUUGUUGUUGUCCUCGUUUCUCGGAAAUGGGAACAAUGGAAGCACCUUUGUGGUAGCAUUCCAGCAUCUCCCCCUGCAUUCCAAAGCCACUGCCACCAGCAGGGCCACCUCUCAUCCUGUGCUGCCGAGACCAGCUGCUACCAGGAAGACCGAUGCAGCUACAAAAAAGUCAUCAUCAACGUCAUUACGUUCUGUUGGCGAGAACAAAGAUCAGUGCAACGUCCCAUAUGAAGGUGAUAAUUGCAAGUACGAUUAUGAUGACCUGUUAGAUUCAGGCCUCGAGCAGAAUCGGCUCGGGAGCAUGUACACUCGAUUCGAUCACGACAAUUGGCUGCAGCAUCGUGCCAGUGAUCGAUUCUUUCGCAACUUGUUCCAAAGUCUGUCCAACUAUCCCAUAUUCCAAAGCCUGUUGGACGAAGUGGGCUUGUUGGUGGCUCUUUCCGUGGGAAUCAUUGUUUGGAACGCCUUGUUCGUCUACGGAUACACAGAUUUCAACGGCAUCUAUCACGAAUCGCCCAUCGCGGCAAUGGAAGAUCCUGCUUUUCCUUGGGACGUCUUCAAGAACUGCAAGUUGGAACUACCGAUUGAUCCAUUUUUGAUAAGCGGUGGUCCGCUGGGUCUGUUGCUGGUCUUUCGAAAUGAUGCCUCAUUCCAAAGGUACAAUGAGGGCUUCCAUCACAUCGAAAAGAUUAUGAGCAACUUUCAGAAUAUGCUGCUGAUGGCGUCCACUGCCAUUGGAAGUGGAGGCGGAGACAGUGGCAAAGUCCCGACCAAAGAGGCCCAAAUCACCAUGGUCAAGGAUUUGGGUGGUACGUCUUUUUCAUUGAUUCGGACAUUGCAACACGAGUUGUCAGGGAAGUUUGAUUCCGUCGCAAAGUACGAGAAUGACAUCCUGAGCUCCUACAACACUUUUGCAUCUCCUCAAUCUUCUGGUGGUGCGCAAAACUUGCUCUCAUCCAAGAAAAAGCUCUUCCGGGCGCAGUACGACAUCCACCAGGCAAUUGAACCAAUGACACCCUACAUCUCCAUAUUGGACAAAAGGACUUUGAUCAAUACAGUCAACGACGUUGCAUUGCAAUGCGCCGAAAGCGAGCGCAUAUACACCACGCCCAUCCCAUUGCUGUACACGCGCCACACGCUCAAGUUUCUCACUGUAUGGAUGUCGUUGAUGCCGUUUGCGCUUUAUGAUGUCUUUGAAAGAUCGUGGAAUCACUUCCUGAUGAUUCCCUGUAUAGCUGUUUUGACGUUCCUUUUCUUCGGUAUCGAAGAAAUCGCCGUCUACCUGGAGGAACCAUUCAGCAUAUUGCCAUUGGACGAAAUGGUCGAAGAAGUGUACGAUUCGAUAGAAGACGUCACGGAAUGGAUGGCCGACGGUGAAACUGGAAUGAAAGAAGUAAAUGGCAAGUUGGACGGAAGCACCAAAACAACCAACGUUGAGGUCGCAUGAUUUGCGCUGCAAGCAAGAUAAUACACAACAAUCGCAAGGAACAAUAUGACAAAGAAUGAGAAAUGUUGGCUCUGCAACGUAGCAGGUGCAUCCGUCUUCCUAUAAUGUAGUUUUAAGAGUAUGCCCAGCCCCGACGAGGAGUUGGAGACAAGCAGUACCAACCUUGACUUAUUUGUAGGCGAGUCUCCUUCACGGGGUUGAUUUAUUUGAAAGGGUGUUGUGCAGAGGAAGCUCCGUAUAUUCAAACCACCGCCUCAUGAGUACCAUGUAUCCAAUUCCAGUCACAGCAUGGUAGGCCAGCAGCAAUGCAAACGAAAUACAUGUACAAGAAUGCCACAAUGCCUUCUUGUUGUGGCCGUGGCAGGUCAAGUGAUUCCAAGACAUAUUUUGGUGUAUACGAAGAUUAUCACACAGCAUUAAUAGCAUAGCUUCCCGACCCUUUCCGCCUCCUUGAUCUUCUUCAGUCUCUUCCUCGCGUGGUCCCAGGACUCGGUGUCCACAAGCUUUUCAAAAAGUGGGCAUCUGCGCGGAGAUCUGUUGCUUGGUACCGUGAAGUAAACCGACUCAGGCAAAAGCUGUUGCUUAUAGAAGUUACCGCUGUCUCUCUAGACUCAUUCGGAUUGUUGGAUCGCUACGAGCAACACUCUCGUUCUAUGCCAUAAAGAUUCCCCACAGAUACCUUUACCGUACCUGUACC